AUGUUUGAUGCUAAGCCUGCUUCUGUUCCCCUUGCUGCUCAUUUUAUGUUGAGUAAAGAUAUGUGCCCUAAGUCUCAGCUUGAUAUUGAUGCCAUGAAGAAAGUCCCUUAUGCUAAUGCUAUUGGAUCAGUGAUGUACUUGAUGGUCAGCACUAGGCCUGACAUUGCCUAUGUUGUGUCUUGCCUUAGUAGAUAUAUGGCAAAUCCUGGUUCUGUUCAUUGGGAGGCUUUGAAGUGGCUUCUAAGAUAUCUUAAGCACACUGCCAAGUAUGGGCUAUGUUACUCUAAAUGUGAUGAUGGUGUUUUACUAACUGGUUUUGUGGAUUCCAACUAUGCUAAUGACAGAGAUAAGAGGAAGUCAACUACCUCCUAUGUGUUUACUGUUUGCAGGUCAUGUGUUAGUUGGAAAUCACAGCUGCAGCAUAUUGUGGCCUUGUCUACUACUGAGUCAGAAUAUAUUGCUAUCACUGAGGCAAUGAAAGAAGCUGUUUGGUUAAAGGGAGUUCUCUCUGAACUUAAGUUUGUGAAUGAAACUCCUACUGUGUUUUCUGAUUCUCAAUCUGCUAUUCAGUUGUGUAAAAACCCUAUUUUUCAUGAUAGGACAAAACAUAUUGAUGUGAGAUUUCAUUACAUUAGAGAUAUUGUUGAAAAAGGUGAAAUUUUUCUUCAAAAGGUGCACACUGACAAAAACCCUGCUGAUAUGGGGACUAAAUGCUUGCCUGUUGAUAAAUUGCUCACUUGCAUUAGGAUUUUGCAUUUUGAUUGUGGAUCUAACCUUGUGGACUAUGAUGAAAAUGCCUAA
Messenger RNA from Salvia hispanica, 801 nucleotides. NCBI's taxonomy places the organism in Eukaryota, Viridiplantae, Streptophyta, Magnoliopsida, Lamiales, Lamiaceae. The record is from RefSeq and is a predicted model, not a curated record.